AUGGCUCUGCCCCGCGGAAUCCUCUUGCUGCUGGUGGUCGUCGCGGCUGUAAGCUGCCAAAACGUUCCAUGUGUGUGUAAGAAGAACAAACGGACAUUUGACUGCGUUUCCGAUGGUAGCUUGUGUACGUGCAAAGUUUUUGGAUCCAAUGUUACAGUGAACUGUGAAACAUUGACAUCAAAAUGCUUGCUGAUGAAAGCAGAAGUGUUUGGCACAAGAUCUGGUAGACGGGACAAGCCAGCAAAUGCACAUUUAGAUAAUGAUGGCAUUUAUGACCCAGAGUGUGACGAUAAAGGUAACUUCAAAGCUAAGCAGUGCAAUGGGACUAGCACUUGCUGGUGUGUCAACAGCGCUGGAGUACGAAGAACUGAAAAGGGUGAUAAAAAUAUCACUUGCAAUGAAGUGGUACGGACAAGCUGGAUCAUUAUUGAAACAAAACAUUCUGAGACUGCUGCUUCAAUCAAAGACUCUGUUGAGGGGGCUGUCAAGAUGGCACUCUCUCAACGUUACCACCUGAAUCCAAAGCACAUACAUGUUAUGUAUGAAAAACCUUCAAUUCUUAUUGAUCUGAAACAAAAUGCUUCAGAGAAAUCUUCUGAGGAUGUAGACAUAGCUGAUGUGGCCUACUACUUAGAAAAAGAUGUCAAAGAGGACUCUCUGAUUUUGGAUAGCAGCUUGAAUAUUAUGAUUCAAGGAGAACCUCUUCAGCUUCGAGAUACUUUAAUCUACUAUGUUGAUGAGAAAGCACCAGAGUUCUCAAUGAAACGUUUGACUGCUGGUGUUAUUGCUGUGAUUGUGGUUGUAAUACUGGCAAUAGUUGCUGGUAUUCUUGUAUUGGUUUUUACUAGAAGCAAAAGGGGUAAAUAUGAAAAAGCUGAGGUAAAGGAAAUGAAUGAAAUCCAUAGAGAAUUAAACUCGUAACUGCUGUAAUAUGAAACAUGAGGAAGAAAAUGGGAAAAGCAUAAAAUGGAAGAUUAUCCAUAUGGACUCAUUUUUAUACAUCCCUAUAGUUUAGUAAGAUUACUUCAAAUAUUGAGACAAGCCUAAUAUGUGUUGCAUUUGGGGAACUGUAAAAAUCUUUUAAUUUGAGAACUAGCUGGGCCACAUGAGUAUCAUUCUAUCACAGUUACUAAUGGAACACUAGCAAUGCCUUUUUGUUGAAUGUGUGCUAUAUGAGACCAUGUUAUGUAAGUUUUAGAGGUGCCUAAAGUUGCUAGAUAUCUAGGCUUUCAGACAUUUCUCUUGCAUACAGUAGAAUGUGGUGUGUAUUUUUGUAAAUAUUUUUCUUCAAAUUUGCUGGAUUUUUUUACAUA
Messenger RNA from Varanus komodoensis (Komodo dragon), 1313 nucleotides. It is a transcript of the gene EPCAM, whose product is annotated as epithelial cell adhesion molecule. Gene Ontology annotation, cellular component: membrane. The transcript has 9 exons. Bases 1 to 921 code for a protein of 306 amino acids. Lineage: Eukaryota; Metazoa; Chordata; Lepidosauria; Squamata; Varanidae. The record is from RefSeq and is a predicted model, not a curated record.